Molecule: messenger RNA, 2189 nt
Organism: Sitophilus oryzae (rice weevil)
Lineage: Eukaryota; Metazoa; Arthropoda; Insecta; Coleoptera; Curculionidae
Gene: fy
Product: protein fuzzy homolog
Exons: 7
Coding region: 124-1389 (421 amino acids)
Biological process (GO): vesicle-mediated transport; non-motile cilium assembly
Source: RefSeq, a predicted model, not a curated record
CGAAAUACGAAAAGAAGAAAGUGUCAUGUUAACCCUCUUGUUUCUUGUUUUGUUUCUGUUGUCAUUUUAUGGGAAAUGUUUUAGUGAUCUUAUUUAAUUUUUACCUUUUUAAUAAGUUUAAUAAUGUCCGCUUAUAUUAUGGGCGUUACAUCCAAUGGUGGAAUACCAGUAUUCUCCAGGAAAAAAGGAAAUUGUGAUAAUCUUUCCUUUUCUACUCUUGGCUCUUUAAACGGAGUACACAUGUUCGGUAAACCAUCAAAUAUCGAACUUCUUGACACUGUAUCCGAUGACCAUGCAGUAGCUUGGAAAGAAUUUUGUGAAAGUUUGGUGAUAAUCGGAGUGGCCAGUGGCUGUUCUGUUGAUGUAUUAAAUAGACUCCUCCAGUUGGUUUAUGAUGCUGUAGUUUUAAUAGUUGGUAUUAAUGAAGUUAAAACUCAAAGGAAUAUUGAAAGACUUAAACGAGAAUUAAGAAUUUGUUUUCCGGUCAUUGAUAGACUACUUGACUCGUUAGAUUGUGGUGACUCUAGCAAUAAACAUUCCUCAGAUAUUGUAGGAUAUGCAGAAACAGUUUUAUGUCCAGAAAAUCAUCUUAUUCAAAUCGUUUUAGACUCGUUUACUGAAUGUGUUGAUUCAAUGUUUAGUUGCAUUCUUGUUAAUGGCAAGAUUGCAGUUGCCACAGAGAAUUGGUGGUCGUUGCAUAUCCAUGAAAUAAGACUAUUAUUGUUACUUGCUGUAACUGAAAAUAAGGAUAUUUCUAAAGAUAUUCCUGUUUUUUUGCCUUACAAAAGCCCAACUGUGGCAUUCAGAUUUGUAGCUUGCAGUUUAAUAUCUGAUGUGCAAGUGUGUUGUUUAUGCGGUUCAACACCUGCUCUAGUUAAUAUUGAACAAGCUGCAGCGCAGUGUUUUAAAAACUCUACAGAUAUUCUAAAAUCUGCUUCACAAUGUGUCCCAAGAAAUUUUCCAAAUACUAUGGUAGUUGAUAGUGGAAUUUUGGGUUUGCUGCUUGUAAAUAUUAAAAGGAAAAAAUACAUGAUGUCGAAAAACCCUCAACAAAAUUCAGGUAGAAAAAUGAGCAGUAGUUCUCACAGGUUGGAUAUAUUAAGAACCUUCUUUUAUCAAGCCAUCAUGAACACGCUAAUUCCAAAUUCGAAAACUUGGCAAGAAAAUAAUGUUUCGGAAGAUUUGAAAACAGACAAAUUGGCAUUGGAUGAAAGUACUGAAGGGAUGGAAAGCUACUGGUGUUCAGAGUAUCACAAAUGUCAUGGUAUUAAAGUCUGUGAUAAUAUAUUGUGUGUCUUAUAUAGCUCAGCUACCCCUACUUAUGCUAUGAGACUGAUAAGUAAACAAACUUUAAAUCUACUAAUAUCAGAUAAGCAAGUAUGUUGGUAAGAUUUUUAUGAUUAAAAAAAAGGCUUCAGAGACCACUGGGGAACAACGAUCGAUAAUUUUAACAAGGUCCAUCUAUAGAUGCUAUUUACAAAAAUUCACAUCAAACUUGUUAAACAUUUGUACUAAUCAUAGAAAGGUUAGAAAGGAAUAGAACGUUUCCAGAUGCACAAAUCUAUUUCCAAAAAUAUAUUUUUUCUAUGAUUUUUAGCUAGGUACACUUGAGGGUACACUCUUUAAAAAUAAUUUUUAGUCAAUAUAAAAAUAAAGUACAACCUUCUUAAGGCCAACUGGCAGUAAGCCAGUAAAAACUAAUGAAGAGUACAGGUCAAGUAAGUGACAUCUAGGGCUUGACCUCCCCAAAACUAACAUCGAUUGUCAUUUCCUAGCCGUCUUUGACGCCGGUUUUUUUUUUGUUUGGUAUAUUCAAUGGCAUAUCUUUAUAAGUUUUCUAAACAUAUUCCGUCCAUUUUUGAUAUUCUGCUGUAAUGUAAUUUUUAUAUUUUUAUACAUCUUAUUUUAUGUGAACCAUUUACACAAAUAAUUAAUAUAACUUUAUAAGAAUGGAUAUUUCCAUUUUGUGAUAAAAUCUUCCUCUGACUGAACUAUUAACUCUUUAUAUCUCAAGUAGAUAACACAAUAUAUUAGAUAUCUAAAAUGCUUUCUAAAAGCUAUUAGGUUUUGCAGGUUUGUAUCUCAUUUUCUAAGUGUUCCUUUUAUACUAUACAGGGUUGUUCACCACAUACGAUACGGAGUAUUGUAGCUAAACGAUUAGAUUUUUACACAUGUAAGAUUUGUGUUCG